Suncus etruscus (white-toothed pygmy shrew) is the source of this 1284-nucleotide messenger RNA. It is a transcript of the gene SLC38A8, whose product is annotated as solute carrier family 38 member 8. The record is from RefSeq and is a predicted model, not a curated record. The coding region runs from base 1 to 1284 and encodes 427 amino acids. The transcript is spliced from 10 exons. Gene Ontology annotation, biological process: amino acid transmembrane transport. Gene Ontology annotation, molecular function: amino acid transmembrane transporter activity. NCBI's taxonomy places the organism in Eukaryota, Metazoa, Chordata, Mammalia, Eulipotyphla, Soricidae.
AUGGUGGCACCAACCUCUGAGGAGCCGCCCCCUGCCCACUUGUCCUCUGUGGGGGCCGUCUUCAUCCUGCUCAAGUCUGCCCUGGGUGCCGGGCUGCUUGCCUUUCCCUGGGCCUUCCACAGGGCCGGUGGGGUGCUUCCUGCACUGCUAGUGGAGCUGGUGUCGAUGGUCUUCCUCAGCACCAGUCUCCUGUCCCUGGGCUAUGCGGCUGCCACCACUGGCAGUUCCUCUUACCAGGGCGUGGUGGCCACACUGUGUGGUGAGGCCAUGGGACGGCUGUGUGAGGCCUGUUUUUCUGCCAACCUCCUCCUCAUCUCUGCUGCCUUUCUCAGGGUCAUCGGGGACCAGCUGGAGGAGUUGUGUGACGUCCUGCUGCCCAGAGCCCUGCCUACACCACAGCCCUGGUAUAUGAACCAGCGCUUCUCUCUGAGCCUCGUGUCACUGCUCCUGCUCCUACCACUGUCCACCCCCCGCCACAUCCGAGGACACAUGUUCAGCAGCAUCCUAGGCACACUGGCUGCCUGUUACCUGGUGUUGCUCGUCAUGGGCCAGUACUACCUGGGACCCCCACACCCCCUCCCGGAGCCCCGCACUUUGCCCAGCCCCUCCUGGGCCUCGGCUCUCAGCGUCUUCCCCACCAUCUGCUUUGGCUUCCAGUGCCAUGAAGCCGCUGUGGCAGUGUACAGCAGCAUGAGCCGCCGCGGCCUGUGCCACUGGGCCCUGGUGUCGGUGCUGUCCCUGCUGGCCUGCUGUCUCAUCUACUCUCUGACAGGGAUAUUCGGCUUCCUGACCUUUGGGGCCGGAGUCUCCACUGAUGUCCUGAUGUCCUACCCUGGCAGUGAUCCAUCUGUCCUGGUCGCCCGCCUCCUCUUUGCUGUCUCUGUGAUCACUGUGUACCCCAUUGUGGUCUUUUUGGGGAGGUCAGUGAUGCAGGAUUUAUGGCGGAGGUGCUGCUGUGGGGCUCGGGGGCCUGGGGCCCUGACUAAUCCAUCAGGGCUGUGGAUCCGGAUGCUCAUGACGGCUAUCUGGGUGGCGGUGACACUUGCCAUGGCCCUGUUUCUGCCUGACCUUGGAGAUAUCAUCGGCAUCAUUGGUGGCAUCAGCGCCUUCUUCAUCUUCAUCUUCCCUGGUCUGUGCCUCAUUUGUGCGGUGGGCACUGAGCCCAGGGAAGUCAUGGGAGCCAGGGCCAGGUGCUGCCUGCAGGUCUGGGGUGCCAUGUCGGUGCUGGUGGGUGCCUUCAUCUUUGGGCAAAGCACAGCAGAAGCGGUGCUGGGGCUGUUCUAA